AGGCCCGGGAGGAGAGUUGGGGACCACCCCGCGGCGACACUCACGAUGACGGAGAUGACGGCGAAGCAGAUGAGAGGCCCAGCUACAGAGACCGCCGCUCCCAACAGAGACGAGGGGGGUUGGAGGAGAGGGGUCGACGACAGCAGCAGCUGGAGGGAUUCACGCCGAGAAGACACAGACCGAGACCGCGAUGACCGUCGUGAACGUGACGAUCGCCGUGACCGUGACGAUCGCCGUGACCGUCCGGGACAGGGAUCGCAGGGAUUGACCUGCGAUCAUAGAGGCCCGUCGAGAGAACAAGAGGACGGCGGCGGUUCAUGGCGUCGCGGAGGUGACGAUAAGCGAGAGGAGGGGACAGAGACCGACCAGAGAGCGGGAACGUGAGCGGGACCGGGGAUCGUGACGCCGACGGAGGAAAAGGGCUGGCGUACCGAUAAAGAAAACCCACGGCGCACAAAGAACGAGACAGACGACGACGGAUGGACAACCGUCCGCCGCUGAGUCCCAUCAGCACCAAAGGCUCAUGUAAAGAUGACAUAUUAAACACAUACUCUCUAAUAUCUCAUCUGCCGUUCUGCUUCAGUGGUGAAUUAAAGGUUACAGGCUUCUGAUUGAUUCUUGUGCAUUUUCCCUUUUGAAUUAAGUAUUUGUAGACUGUAGUUUUCUCCUUUUACCUCCAGCAGUUUGAUGCAGAGGCCCAUCACCACUCAAACACCAUAAAUUAACAAACUUGUGUGCACGUUCGGAUCUGUCCUGAUGCAGCCGGUGGCGUCGACCCAGGCGGCAAAAUGUACAGAUAGAGCCUUUAUUAACAAAUAAACAUGUUUGCUCCUCA
Molecule: messenger RNA, 835 nt
Organism: Sphaeramia orbicularis (orbiculate cardinalfish)
Lineage: Eukaryota; Metazoa; Chordata; Actinopteri; Kurtiformes; Apogonidae
Product: eukaryotic translation initiation factor 3 subunit A-like
Source: RefSeq, a predicted model, not a curated record